Molecule: messenger RNA, 852 nt
Organism: Vanessa tameamea
Lineage: Eukaryota; Metazoa; Arthropoda; Insecta; Lepidoptera; Nymphalidae
Gene: PIG-P
Product: phosphatidylinositol N-acetylglucosaminyltransferase subunit P
Exons: 3
Coding region: 347-823 (158 amino acids)
Biological process (GO): GPI anchor biosynthetic process
Cellular component (GO): endoplasmic reticulum
Source: RefSeq, a predicted model, not a curated record
AGCAACACUCCUGGUUGUCAAAAAUGACUCAAUUUUAAUUAUUUCAAUUUUCAGUUUCAAAAUGAAAAUGGCAGAUCAGUCACAAAAGAAGAUUUUAUUAAAAAUUCCCUUAUUAAAUAACGAACAAGCCCAAUUGGUAUCUGACGUAUUAAAUGUUGAUAAAGAACUUAAGGGUAGUGGAGUCAACAGGAAAAUUAGUAUAGAUGAAGAUUGUCUUUUGGUUAUAUUUGUUGGCGCUGACUACAAGAAAUUACGAGUGACGAUUAAUGCUCUACUGAAAAAUGUUAAUCUGAUAGUUAAAACACUAAGUUUAUUUUGCUAAUUAACCUUGUUUUCUUCUUUUAAAAUGCCUGAACACACUCCAGCUCCUACACCUUCUAGAUCAUUGUAUGGUUUCUUCAUGUACUUAUUCAGUAAAACUAUUUUAGCAGUUUAUUGUGUUUGGGCUAUAACUCCUGAUUCUUAUUUACAUUAUUUAAAUAUUUACUAUUAUCCACAAAAGUACUGGGCAACAGCAGUUCCUAUACAGUGUUUAGUGGGAUUGACAAUGUUUGCAUUUUUAGUUUACCCCAGUUCUAAUUUGAUGUUAACAACCACAAUAAAAAGUCUUAAUACUAUUCAUGAUACUUUUACUAGAUAUGAUGAUAAAAUUACUGAAAGUCCAAGCAGCAUCAACAAUAAAUGUAUAUGUGUUAAUAAUACUAAAUGUAUGAAAUUUACAUAUUCAGCUAGUAAUAAAGAACUUUUAGAAAAUACUGUACCCCAACUAGUUGACUUAGAUAUACGGAUUGUCUCUAAGAAACUGUACCUUUGUAAGAAAUAAAAAUAAAUUAUGAGUGAAAGUUAUAGUUU